Podospora pseudocomata is the source of this 1999-nucleotide messenger RNA. RefSeq lists its product as uncharacterized. NCBI's taxonomy places the organism in Eukaryota, Fungi, Ascomycota, Sordariomycetes, Sordariales, Podosporaceae. The transcript has 5 exons. The record is from RefSeq and is a predicted model, not a curated record. The coding region runs from base 1 to 1833 and encodes 610 amino acids.
AUGUCACCCGCUUCCCAACCAAUUCAAAUCACCAAAAAACGCCUGGUCAUCUGCUGUGAUGGCACGUGGAUGAACAGUGACACGGGCUACAGGAAAUCAUCCUACCGGAACCCUAUUGGAAAAACGGCUGUUCCGUCCAAUGUCACCCGUCUCUCCCGGUCUUUACGUCGGUCAUGUACAGAUGGAACUCUUCAGAUCAUUGAUUAUCACUCCGGAAUUGGCUUAAGUGGCAGUUUCGCAGAUGUUUUAUCCGGCGGUGCUUUUGGCUUGAGCAUCUUUGAGAAUAUCCGGUCAGCCUACUCCUUCAUAUGUGCCAACUAUACCGAUGGUGAUGAGAUCAUCCUUGUGGGCUUCUCACGGGGAGCCUUUACCGCAAGGUCAGCUGCGGCAAUGGUCUCGGAUCUAGGGCUCCUGACCCGCGAAGGCAUGGAGUAUUUCUACCCCAUCUACAAGGACAGGCAGCAUUGGCGGGAUACCAAAUAUAAGGAUCCUUUUCCGGAUACACCGUUUAGUGAUAAGCCCAAAGGGGAUGAUGCUUCACGGAAGUAUCGAGAGAUGCUUGUCGAGGGUCUCACACGCAUCCAUCAGAACCAUGAGAACAGGCCACUGAUCAAAGUGAGGGCUGACACUAUUGGAAGCUUGGGAAUACCCCAUUCAACCGCCGAAUUUCGCUUAUUUGACACUGACUUGUCAGAUCGUAUCGAGUAUGCCUUUCAUGCACUUGCCCUCGAUGAACACAGGUCCUCAUUUAUACCUACAGUGUGGGAGCGCACCGUUGAUAACCUGGGUGCCACAGACCUACGCCAAGUUUGGUUUCCAGGCAAUCAUGGAAAUGUAGGCGGGGCCUGGAAAGAUGCCGGAAUUUCCGACAUUACUUUGGCUUGGAUGAUGGAUCAGCUUGCGUCCAUUGGCGUCGAGUUUGAUGAGGCAGUCAUCAUGCGCCUUUUUGACCAGCUUGAACACUCUUACCGCGACAUGGCUGAGAAAGACCCCAAGUGUACGCAUGCACAGAAGCACCCGAGACCAAGCAGGCCGUUGAUAGAAGUCGAACCACCUCCAAUAGAGUCGAACAAUCUCCCAGAAUGGGUGCGAUUCCGACUGCGAAGUCUUUCAACGGCAACCGAUACUGGGAAGAAGAUCAUCGGCGAGAAGCACUGGGCCAUCAAGCCCAUCUGCGCAAGAAAUAUCCCCCUUCGACCCUGGGCGCUCGGCGCAAUUCGCGGUUCCAAGGCUGCCGGAUCCAAAGUUCGCUCACCAUGCGCCUAUAAGAAGAGAGAUCCUAUCACGGGAAAAAAAACCAAAGACUUCCUCGAGGAUACCAACGAGCGGAUGCAUAGCUCUGUGCGUGUCCGUCUCGCGUUAGAGGGGCUUGGGCUCAACGACAAAGGUGUCUGGGAAGCUCCGGCACUGAAAGGGAAAUGGGCCUUGCGAAAGACCACUCGAGAAUUUUUGGAUCCCAUCCCCAAAACUGUGACAUCAUGGGAGAAAAGUACCGCAUCAGCUGCAACAACAUCCUGGAAAAAGAAGCUAGACCUGUCCAACAAUCAGACUGCACAAAAACAAGAUGACGACGAGUCGCUGGCUGCUUCAAAUGCCGCAACGUUAGUAGAGACGGCAGUUGAGCAGCAGCGCCCGUUGCAGGCGAUGGAUAACAAGGGUUACAGGUGGGUUUGGGAGUAUUGUGGCAAUGUGAAGGAUGCACCACCCCAGAAGGUGAUGGUAGAGGAGCAGCUGGGGCCGUUUGAGAGACAGUUGCUGAGAUUGUUAGGGGGUGUGCCAAAUGUGUAUGAGUUCGCCGAGACGGUGGAGGGGAUGGAUGGGAGGAAGGUGUAAAUGUGGGGCAGUAACGCCAAGCAAAAGAUAGGGGGUAGCCCUGGUUGCUGGGUGAACGAAAAGGAAUAUGUCAACAAACAUCACUUUGCUCAACGUGAUGGAUGUAAAGAUAGAAUGGCAAUGGGUGAGAGUGUGUAGCAAGGUAUCGAUGCAGGCAAAACAAAGU